AUGCAGCACAUUUUUGCCUUCUUCUGCACCAGUUUCCUAGGGGCGGUGUUAGGGGCCAAUUUCCCCAACAAUAUCCAGAUAGGGGGGUUAUUUCCUAAUCAACAGUCCCAGGAACAUGCGGCUUUUAGGUUUGCAUUGUCUCAGCUCACAGAACCCCCUAAGCUCCUUCCUCAGAUCGACAUUGUGAACAUCAGUGACAGCUUUGAAAUGACAUACACCUUCUGCUCGCAGUUCUCCAAGGGUGUCUACGCCAUCUUUGGAUUUUAUGAAAGGAGGACGGUCAACAUGCUCACGUCUUUCUGCGGGGCUCUCCACGUCUGCUUCAUAACACCAAGCUUCCCAGUCGAAACCUCCAACCAGUUUGUUCUGCAGCUUCGCCCAGAGCUCCAGGAUGCCCUCAUCAGUGUCAUUGAGCACUACAGCUGGCAGAAGUUUGUGUACAUUUAUGAUGCAGAUCGGGGGUUGUCAGUCCUACAGAAAGUGCUGGACACCGCAGCCGAGAAGAACUGGCAGGUGACAGCUGUCAACAUCCUGACAACAACAGAAGAGGGCUACCGUGUGCUGUUCCAGGAGCUGGAGAAGAAGAAGGAAAGGCUGGUGGUGGUGGACUGUGAAACUGAGCGACUGAACAUCAUCCUUAGCAAGAUCAUCAAGCUUGAAAAAAAUGGGAAUGGGUACCACUACAUACUGGCAAAUAUGGGAUUCAUGGAUAUUGACCUGACCAAAUUCAAAGAGAGUGGAGCCAACGUAACUGGCUUCCAGUUGGUGAAUUACACGGAUACUGUUCCUGCCAGGAUCAUGCAGCAGUGGAGGAAUAACGAUGCUAGGGAGCAUCCUCGUGUGGACUGGAAGAGGCCAAAGUACACAUCAGCUCUAACAUACGAUGGGGUCCGGGUGAUGGCUGAAGCGUUCCAGAACCUUCGGAGGCAGCGAAUCGACAUCUCCCGUCGUGGCAACGCCGGGGACUGCCUCGCCAAUCCAGCUGUGCCCUGGGGACAGGGCAUCGACAUCCAGAGAGCACUGCAGCAGGUCCGUUUUGAAGGACUGUCUGGCAAUGUUCAGUUUAACGAGAAGGGGCGGAGGACCAACUACACCCUCCAUGUGAUUGAGAUGAAACAUGAUGGAAUCAGAAAGAUUGGUUACUGGAAUGAAGAUGAGAAGUUGGUUCCUGUAGCUGUAGAUACUCAGAGCGGCAAUGAGUCUACGAGCCUCCAGAACAGGACUUACAUAGUCACAACUAUCUUAGAAGACCCAUAUGUGAUGCUCAAGAAGAAUGCCAACCAGUUUGAAGGCAAUGAGAGGUAUGAAGGCUACUGUGUGGAGCUCGCUGCUGAGAUUGCGAAGCAUGUAGGCUACCACUACAGGCUGGAGAUUGUCAGAGAUGGGAAGUAUGGAGCCCGGGACCCGGACACCAAAACGUGGAACGGCAUGGUGGGAGAACUUGUUUAUGGGAGGGCUGAUGUGGCUGUGGCACCAUUAACCAUCACUCUGGUUCGAGAAGAAGUUAUAGACUUUUCCAAACCGUUCAUGAGUUUAGGGAUCUCCAUCAUGAUAAAAAAACCUCAAAAGUCCAAACCGGGAGUUUUUUCCUUUCUGGAUCCUUUGGCCUAUGAGAUAUGGAUGUGCAUUGUUUUUGCCUACAUUGGAGUGAGCGUCGUUCUCUUCCUGGUGAGUCGCUUCAGUCCUUAUGAGUGGCACACUGAGGAAUUCGAGGAAGGACGGGACCAGCCAGCCAAUGACCAGACAAAUGAGUUUGGGAUAUUCAACAGUCUCUGGUUUUCCCUAGGAGCUUUCAUGCAGCAAGGAUGUGAUAUUUCUCCAAGGUCUCUCUCCGGCCGCAUAGUUGGUGGCGUCUGGUGGUUCUUCACCUUGAUCAUCAUAUCCUCCUACACAGCUAACCUGGCUGCCUUCCUCACCGUGGAAAGGAUGGUUUCUCCCAUCGAGAGUGCAGAGGACUUGGCCAAGCAGACAGAAAUCGCCUAUGGAACCCUGGAAGCUGGCUCCACUAAAGAAUUUUUUAGGCGAUCCAAAAUAGCCGUGUUUGAGAAGAUGUGGACGUACAUGAAGUCAGCCGAACCCUCCGUUUUUGUGAGGACGACAGAAGAGGGGAUGAUCCGGGUGAGGAAGUCGAAAGGGAAGUAUGCCUACCUCUUGGAGUCCACCAUGAACGAGUACAUCGAGCAGCGGAAGCCCUGUGACACCAUGAAAGUGGGAGGUAACUUGGACUCCAAAGGCUAUGGCAUUGCAACGCCAAAGGGGUCUGCACUGAGAAACCCAGUAAACCUGGCAGUGUUAAAACUGAACGAGCAGGGGCUUUUGGACAAAUUGAAAAACAAAUGGUGGUACGACAAGGGCGAGUGCGGCAGCGGGGGAGGUGAUUCCAAGGACAAGACAAGUGCGCUGAGUCUCAGCAACGUGGCGGGGGUUUUCUAUAUCCUCAUCGGUGGGCUCGGACUAGCCAUGCUGGUUGCCUUAAUCGAGUUUUGUUACAAGUCCAGAAGUGAAUCAAAGCGGAUGAAGGGUUUUUGUUUAAUCCCACAGCAAUCAAUCAAUGAAGCCAUACGGACAUCAACCCUUCCCAGGCCGGCUGCAGCAGGAGGCAGUGGAGAAAACGGACGUGUGGUCAGCCACGAUUUCCCCAAGUCCAUGCAGACGAUCCCGUGCAUGAGCCACAGCACCGGCAUGUCCCUGGGAGCUACGGGAUUAUAA
Molecule: messenger RNA, 2709 nt
Organism: Colius striatus (speckled mousebird)
Lineage: Eukaryota; Metazoa; Chordata; Aves; Coliiformes; Coliidae
Gene: GRIA1
Product: glutamate ionotropic receptor AMPA type subunit 1
Exons: 16
Coding region: 1-2709 (902 amino acids)
Biological process (GO): synaptic transmission, glutamatergic; monoatomic ion transport; modulation of chemical synaptic transmission
Cellular component (GO): dendritic spine; AMPA glutamate receptor complex; plasma membrane
Molecular function (GO): AMPA glutamate receptor activity; transmitter-gated monoatomic ion channel activity involved in regulation of postsynaptic membrane potential
Source: RefSeq, a predicted model, not a curated record